Candida albicans SC5314 is the source of this 354-nucleotide messenger RNA. RefSeq lists its product as uncharacterized. Gene Ontology annotation, biological process: vacuolar proton-transporting V-type ATPase complex assembly. The transcript has a single exon. The coding region runs from base 1 to 354 and encodes 117 amino acids. Gene Ontology annotation, cellular component: endoplasmic reticulum membrane. Lineage: Eukaryota; Fungi; Ascomycota; Pichiomycetes; Serinales; Debaryomycetaceae. The record is from RefSeq and is a predicted model, not a curated record.
AUGUCAUUUUUUGUUGAAUUAUGGGAAUCUGUUUUUACGCCAGGUACUACUCCUGCAUUGAUUACAGCCACACAUGCCUCGUUCAUAUUGUUAAUAAUAUCCUUAUUGGUAUUAAUAUUCCUUACAAAAUCAAUACAUUUUAUUAAUUUAUUAGUCAUAGCGGUGUUAUUGUAUGCGUCAGUAUUUUGGUUCAUUAAUGAAUUGCAGCAAGUGAAGUUACAAAGCAAUAACGAACUCUCCCAAAAAGAACUUGAAAAGGAAAGUGAAUCGGAGAAAUUGUCUGCUAAUGCUACUGAAUCCUCCCAAACCACUGCAACCUCAGAAGAUAUCAAACUUAGAAAGAGAAAGGUAUAA